AUGGCUCCUCCACUAUCCUAUCUGAUUUCUCUUGCACUUUUCAUAUCUUUUAUUCUUCUGCCCGCAUCAGCUUCAUCAAAUGAAGAAAGAAGGAUUUAUAUUGUGUAUAUGGGAGCUCUACAUUCAUCAGAGUAUCCAACCUCUGAACUCCAUCUUAAUUUGCUCAAACAAAUUCUUGUAAAUGGUUCCCCCAGUGAGUCAUUGGUGUAUAGUUACCAGAGGAGUUUCAGUGGAUUUGCUGCUAAACUUACGACUGAAGAGGCUGAAACAUUGAAUGGAAUGAAGGGAAUAGUUUCAGUAUUUCUUAGUAAAAUCAUGGAGCUUCGUACGACGAGGUCAUGGGAUUUCCUCAACUUCACGCAGAUAGUUAAUAGGAAUCCCACAAUGGAAAGUAAUGUCAUCAUUGGAAUGUUUGAUACUGGAAUUUGGCCGGAAUCCAAAUCCUUCAAUGAUAAGGGAUUGCGACCUCCGCCGAGGAAAUGGAAGGGUGCUUGCAAAAACAUGACAUGUAACAACAAAAUUAUCGGCGCGCGUUACUACAAUGGCGGAGGCCUUUACCAGUCGGACGAAGCAUCUCCGCUCGACUUCAUAGGUCACGGGUCGCACACAUCUUCCAUCGCCGCCGGCCGGAGCGUCUCCCAGGCCAGCCUCUACGGCCUCGCGAAGGGCACUGCUCGGGGGGCCGUGCCGUCGGCGAAGCUCGCUGUGUACAAGGUGUGCGCGUCGUUCUUGUGCUACGAGCAUGACAUCUUGGCGGGAUUUGACGAUGCGAUCGCCGAUGGCGUCGACAUCAUCUCCGCGUCAAUCAGCUUCCCCUACCAUGCCCAUGAUUACUUCGACGACGCGAUAGCAAUUGGUUCGUUCCACGCCAUGGCGAACGGGAUUUUAACGUCGACCGCCGCUGGGAACUCAGGGCCAGGUCAUUACUCGGUCGGCAACGUGGCACCGUGGUUGAUAUCGGCGACGGCGAGCAGCAUCGAUAGGCAUAUAAUUGGCAGGGUGGUCACGGGAGACAAUGUGUCCACUACGUGCGUAUUUUGUGGGGUCAAUAAGAUGAUGUGA
This is a messenger RNA of Zingiber officinale, 1062 nucleotides long. Its product is annotated as cucumisin-like. The record is from RefSeq and is a predicted model, not a curated record. The coding region runs from base 1 to 1062 and encodes 353 amino acids. NCBI's taxonomy places the organism in Eukaryota, Viridiplantae, Streptophyta, Magnoliopsida, Zingiberales, Zingiberaceae. The transcript is spliced from 6 exons. Gene Ontology annotation, molecular function: serine-type endopeptidase activity. Gene Ontology annotation, biological process: proteolysis.